UUUGGAAUUCAUUUUCUUGCGUAUAACUGCUUUUUCUUCAAGAACUUACAGAGCAAGUAAAACCCCAUUGGAUUCUUCUUCCCCAAUAAAUUGCUUAUAAAUACUUCAAUCCUAAACGAAUUUGUACAAAUUACAGUUUUCUUUAGUAAUCAAUAUGGACUAUAGAGGACGAGCACGAGGACGCGGCGGAGGGAGAGGCGGAUGGAGAGGUGCGGGAAAUGACGAUUACGGCGGUGGUCGCGGUCGAGGCGGUGGUCGCGGUCGAGGCGGUGAUCGUGAUGAUGAUACGAUUGAUCAGGAGUACCGUCGUCAUGAUCAAUAUCAACAGCAGGAGCAGCCGAGUUUCAGUACUGGCGGUGGCCGUGGGAAUCGCGGCGGUCGCGGCGGUAGAGGUUUGAGUUACGAACACGGCGUCCGCGGCGGUCGCGGCCGUGGAGGUUUGAGUUACGAACACGGUGGCCGUGAUGGUGGAUAUCGCGGCGGUAGUAGUGGAAGAGGAGUUGGAAGUGGAAGAGGCUCUACUAGUAGCCAGGAGCGCAUUGUUUCACAAAUGCAAUCAUUACAAGUUUCUCCAGCAUAUGAUAUUAAUGCAGGCCACAAUCAUGUCCGAACAAUAAGUCUUCGAGUUAAUCAUUUUCUGGUUAACUACAACCCGGAGACCAUCAUAGGACACUACGAUUUUGACAUUAAACCAGAUGUAACUGCCAAGGCUGGUCUGCUGCCUAUGGAUGUCCCGAAGGCUCUUUUAUCUAUCAUCAGGAACAAGCUAUUCUCGGAUGAUCCUAGCCGGUUCCCUUUAUCGAUGACUGUAUAUGAUGGUGAAAAGAAUAUUUUCAGCAAAGUCCGAUUACCUACAGGCAAAUUUAAGGUCGAAUUAUCUGAGAAUGACGGAUUAAGGCUUCGCUCAUUUGUUGUUGAAGUUCAGCUUGUGAAUGAGCUGAAAUGCGACAGGUUGGAUUAUUACUUAAGUGGCAGGAUUGAUUUGAUCCCUCGUGAUGUACUGCAAGCUCUGGAUGUGAUCAUGAAGGAGAAUCCAAUGAGGAAAAUGAUUUAUGCUGGUCGGAUUUUCCAUCCUAUCACGCCUUAUCCUGAGGAUAAUCUUGGUGGCGGAAUCACAGCUUCUAGAGGAAUCAAACACACCCUUAAGCCGACAUCUCAGGGUCUAGCCUUAUGUCUGGACUACUCGGUUCUGCCAUUACACAAACCAAUGCCGGUUCUUGACUUCCUGAAGGAGCAUAUUCAAGGCUUUAAAUUGAACAAUUUCAUGGAAUCGAGGACAAACGUUGAAAAAGCUUUGAAAGGAUUGAAAGUGACUAUUAAUUACAGAUCUACCUCUCAGAAGUUCAAAAUUGCUUGUUUAACUGAUGAUAACACACAGGAUAUAACCUUCCCUUUUGAUAAGGGUUCUGAAAGGAAAUAUAGGCUCGUCGACUAUUUCAAAGAAAAAUACAACAAGAAUAUCUUGCACAAAAAUAUACCGUGCCUUGAUUUAGGGAAAAACAACAGAAUAAACUAUGUUCCUAUGGAGUUCUGCAGCAUUGUUGAGGGUCAGAGGUUUCCAAUAGAGAAUCUCAACAAAUAUCAAUCUCGGGAUUUGAGGGGCAUUUCUCUAGCUUCGCCAAAUAAUAGAGAGAACACUAUACUUGACAUGAUAAAAUCAAGUGAUGGACCUUGUGGUGGAGAUAUCAGCAAAAACUUCGAAAUCGGAGUUGAUAUGUAUAUGACAAAAGUUAAUGGUCGGGUUCUUGUGCCACCAGAAUUGAAACUUGGCAAUUCAAGAGGAAGAUGGAAGAAGGCAACUGUGAAUAGAGAGAAAUGCCAGUGGACCCUUAAUAGAAACACAGUGAUUCACAGCGAACCAAUUCGGUUAUGGGGAGUGCUGAAUUUCAGCAAUUCUAAUCUCGAUUACUUCAUCAAAGAGCUGAAGAAUCAGAGCAAAAGGAUUGAUAUCCACAUGGAAGAUCAUAUCGUCGUCCCUUAUAAGUGUGAUACAAAGCUACUAUAUGAUAUCAAUGGUCUUCAUCAGCUGCUCAAAAGCAUUAGCCAUUUACAGAUUCUUGUUUGUGUGCUGCCAAAGGAGGAUUCUGGUUACAGCAAUAUUAAAUGGAUAUGUGAGACCAAAAUUGGCAUCAAAACGCAAUGUUGUUUAUCGGCAAACACGGUCAAGCCAAAUCCCCAGUUUCUCACGAAUCUAGCAUUAAAGAUAAAUGCGAAACUUGGAGGCAGCAAUGUGGAGCUUUUAAAGCAGCCUCGGUGCUUGCAAGGUGAAGGCCACAUCAUGUUUAUUGGAGCUGAUGUCAAUCAUCCUGCCUCAUACAACUCGACAAGUCCUUCCAUAUCAGCUGUCGUUGCCACCAUGAACUGGCCAGCUGCAAAUCAGUAUAGUGCACGAAUUUAUGCUCAAGAUCAUCGUGCAGAGAAAAUUCUGAAUUUCGGAGGUAUGUGUUUGGAACUUGUGAAAAUUUAUGCUCAGAAAAAUCAAGCUAAACCGGAGAAGAUCGUUGUAUUCCGUGAUGGAGUAAGCGAGAGCCAGUUUGAUAUGGUUCUCUACGAAGAGUUGAAGGAUAUUAAGGAAGCCUUUAAAUCGAUUAAAUACUUCCCAGCCAUCACUCUAAUUGUUGCGCAGAAGCGCCACACCACUCGAUUGUUCUUAGACAGUGACAAAGACGAAAAUGUACCUCCGGGAACUGUGGUGGAUUCAGUAAUUACUAGUCUGUCAAUGUCGAAUUUUUAUCUUUGCAGCCAUUUUGGUCAAAUUGGGACUAGCAAGCCAGCUCACUACCAGGUUCUGGAGAAUGAGAUUGACCUUACUCCUGAGGAACUACAAGAGUUCAUUUUUGGCAUUUGCUUCACUUCUGCUCAAUGCACCAAGCCGGUCUCACUUGUUCCUCCGGUGGUUUAUGCUGAUCGUGCGGCUUUUAGAGGUCGACUUUACUACAAUACGCUCGAGAGAAAUCAGUCUUCACCUUUAACAUCAUCAUCGGCUAAGCAGCCUUUCAAGCUGCACCCUAACUUGGAGAACUCUAUGUUCUUCCUUUGAGGAAUUUCAUCUCAGUAUGUCUAAUCAACAUCGCCAAGUUGGCCGAUCUUAUAAAGAUCGGAAAAGCUGUUUGUGCGUGAAUCUAAUGCGCUCCAAGUCCGUUUUGGUUUAUCGUUUUUGUGUUUUGUGUUUCCUCCAAACCUCAUAUUGGCCUGUGCAGACCAUCUGAAGUUGGAGGAGUAGAUGUGUUCUUGCUUGUGUGUCAGUUGGUAUUUGAAUUCCAUAAAGUUGUCUGUACGACUCCGUAACAAUCUGUUAUCGAAACUUUUGAUCAUUUGAAAUAUGUUCUAGCAUUUUUAAUGACAUGUUUUUGUUGAA
Molecule: messenger RNA, 3358 nt
Organism: Mercurialis annua (annual mercury)
Lineage: Eukaryota; Viridiplantae; Streptophyta; Magnoliopsida; Malpighiales; Euphorbiaceae
Product: protein argonaute 2-like
Exons: 3
Coding region: 155-3040 (961 amino acids)
Biological process (GO): regulatory ncRNA-mediated post-transcriptional gene silencing
Cellular component (GO): cytoplasm
Molecular function (GO): RNA binding; protein binding
Source: RefSeq, a predicted model, not a curated record